This is a messenger RNA of Adineta steineri, 930 nucleotides long. The record is from the annotation of a GenBank genome assembly. Lineage: Eukaryota; Metazoa; Rotifera; Eurotatoria; Adinetida; Adinetidae.
AUGUUAAUUUUAAUUUUUUUCUUUAUUGGUUUUAUUCCAUCAUAUUCAAUCUGUUCACAAUACUAUUCAUAUGGAUAUAGAAAUUCAUUUAAAACUGUACCAGUUGAUUUAGCAAAUAUAAACAUCAUUCUAUCAGCACCUCAUGCUGGUAGCGACAUGCCAAAUGAUAUACCCGAUCGUACUAUUGGUGGUUGUCAACGAAAUGAUUCGAAAGUAUGUACAUUUAAUUAUAAUGAUUCAUGUUCGAAUGGAACUCGAUGCAAAGUUACAACAGUACAAGAUUUCGCAAGUUUUGAUCCAUUUACAGAACGAAUAGCAGAGGAAUUAUACAAAACAUAUAAUAUCUCACCUUUUGUUGUUAUUGCUAAAUGGAAUCGAAAAACAAUUGAUUUCAAUCGUGGAUUAGAAGAAGCGACAUUUAAUCAUCCGAAAGUAAUAAAAGCAUAUAAUGGCUAUCAUAAUUAUAUACAAAAAGCAAUUAAAAAAAUUCAAAAGAAAUUUAAUGGUAAAGGUCUAUUACUAGAUCUUCAUCAACAUGGCCAAGGAAAUUAUACAAUGGUAGGAAUUGGUUUAUCUGCUCCUCAACUUAAUAAUAAUAAUUUAUCUUCUACUACGAUUGAAUUUCUUAUCGAAUGUUCUUGUCCUGAGGAUCGAAAUGAAUGUAUUCGAGGUUCAAAAUCUCUUGGUACUUUUCUUGAAUUACACGGUCUAGGUAUUUCAUAUCCUUCAUUAAACAAUCCAAAACCAAACAAUAAUACAUUUUAUAAAGGUGGUUAUAUAACAAAUCAGUAUUCAUCAAAAAUUAACGUUAUUCAAACAGAAUUAUCUUAUGUCGUACGAAAUGAGUUCGAUUCAAAUAUUUAUGUUCAAAAAUAUGUUCAAGCUUUAUUAAGUUUUAUGAAAGUAAAUGAACUAUUAGGCAAAAAAUAA